Molecule: messenger RNA, 3165 nt
Organism: Cinara cedri
Lineage: Eukaryota; Metazoa; Arthropoda; Insecta; Hemiptera; Aphididae
Source: the annotation of a GenBank genome assembly
ACAUACAUCUUAUUAAUAAAUUUACCUAAUAAUGUCUUAGAUUUCGAAAUGGAUAGUGAAUAUGUACUGGAUAAAUGUAGUGAGCCGUGUUUGCAAAAAUUAAACUGUAAUGAUAUUUGUCGUGGUACAUGUGGAAAAUGUAAACAAGGCCGUUUACAUAUACCUUGCAGUGAAAUAUGUAACAAGAUAAACCCAUGUAAUCACAUGUAUGUUUUUUUUAUUAUUAAAUUUAAAUUUAUUACAUACAGUGUCGAUUUUCCUUUAAUCAGACUCGUUGGCAAAUACACUAUUUUGUCCCAAUGAAGCAGAUUUCACUUAAUUGUUAUUAGAGUUUUUAUUUUUUCAGAUGUAAAUUCCCUUGUAAAGAACGGUGUCCACCUUGUAAUAAUAAGUGCUUGUAUUCAUGUAUCCACUCUAAAUGUACAAAUAUUUGUGGUAAACCAUGUGUACCAUGCAAGGUAAUUCUUAAAACACAAAAUAUAUGAUUUUUACAUAACACAAAAUUAAUAUUUAUAAAAAUAAAUUUUUGUAUUCAGGAAAAAUGCAGUUGGAAAUGCCGUCAUCUAUGUUGUACUGUGAAAUGUGGGGAAAUUUGUAAUCGCAUGCCUUGUUAUGAACCUUGUGAUUUAAUUUUGGAAUGCAAACAUAAUUGCAUUGGUUUUUGUGGUGAACCGUGUCCUCCUCUCUGUCGUAUUUGUCAAAAAGAUGAAGUUACAACAAUAAUUUUUGGCAAUGAAGAUGAACCAGGUGCAAGGUAUAUUACCUAUAUUAUAGAUAUUAUACUGGGCGAUCAAUAAAGUCUUACGACACUCAAUACUUCAGAAAGUAUUUACUUUUUCAAAUUUUUUUUUUAUAUGGAAAAUGUAAGACAUAAGCAGAUUUAAAAUCUAUUUUUUUUUCCUAACCUUAUUUUAAGGGUGAAACCAUUACCUUUUUUUCAUUUUUAAAUUGAAUUAUAUUUUGUUUUCAAAAUCAAAUAUUAAAAAUAAUUUUUUCCAUUUAUAAAUGUAUGUUGUGAUAUCAAACACAUGAGUUAUAACAUAAUAGUAUACUGGCGUUAUAGUAAUUAAUAGCUUCGAGUAGUCAGUUAGUAGGCAUAAUCUGGAGAUUACCAUGUUACAACUUGAUAAGGCUAAUAAUUUAUAUUAAUUUAAUUUACAAUUAUCAAAUACCGCAAUACUUUAAAGAUUUUUACACCAUAGUAUUGUAUUUUACUACCUAAUACAUUUCUGUGAAAUUCUCAACAGUUCAUUCCUAGAUCCUAGAUUUUAAAAAAAAUAUUUUUUCAAAAAACCUAUGUGGCUUCCAAAGAAUUCCAAUAUAAUGUUAAAAGGGAUUGAAUUAGGACAGCAAUUUUUUUUUUUUUUUUAAUAUAAUUGUUAUUAUAUGAUACAAACUAUCUCUUUAAAGCUUCCAUUGUGCUGGGUGCACCGGGAAUCUUCAACUGGUGGCCGCGUAUUUAAGGAAGUGGUUUCAUCUCAAAAAAUAAGAGUGACAUAAAAUAAGGUUUAUACAGAAUUUUAGAGUUGUUUGUUUCUUAAAUUUUCUUAAAAAAGUUACUUUCUUUCUGAUAUAGUGCCUUGUUAUAUUAUUUGCCGUUUAUACAAAUAUAAUUGUUUAUUUAUUCAAUUAUUUUUGUUAUUUGAACACGAGUUAUUAAAUAAUAUAUCAGCUUCAAAUAUAGAGCAUGGACGCCAUUAUAAAUGUACCCCAUGUUCUAACCUACCUAACAUUUUAUAUAGUUCUUACUUGAAUGUUGGCUUGAUUUUAUCAGAAUUGGUUUUAUUGAAUUAAUUGCUUGAACUAUCCUUUAAAGUUAACUGUGUUUGAGGAAUAUUCACUACGUGUGAUCACUUAUGAAUCAUUUGUAACUUAUUUUAUGUGUCGUUGAUUGUAGUUUUGGACAAUAACGCCUAUUUAUUUUAUAGGUUUGUUUACUUAGAAGACUGUGGACACUCUGUUGAGUCUGAAGCUUUGGAACAAUGGAUGAACCAAAACGAUAAAGAAAUAGUAUUAAAACAGUGUCCCUUAUGUAGAACACCAAUUUUAAAAACCCUACGUUUUAUGAACAGAGUAAAAGUUAUAUUAAAAGACAUAGCAGAAAUUAAAGAAAAACAGUACAAAGAACAAUUUGUGAUCAGCAGUAAUAAAAUAGAAAUGUUGCAAUCAUUAAAGUCACUCAGUGACAACUUUAAAUCAAUAUUUAUUGGUGAUUUACGUAAAUUUCAACAUAUCAAAGAUCUUUGGGAUAUGUUUUGUAAGCCAUUGAACAAACAGUUUCAGAUUUCACAGAAAACUCACAAAAAUAAUAGAAAUCGAACUGUUCAUAUACCAAUCAAAGAAAUUGAAUCUUUAGACUUUGUCAUAAAUUUAUUUAAAUCGACUUCAAAGUAUAAACAAAUCAUUAAUGAAGAUAUAGAUGAUGGUCCAAUGAAACAGACAAUUAUUAAUCAUUUUGUUUGGUUACUUUCUGUCACCUUUACAUACGCCAAAGAGUUGUCAAAUCAACAAAAAUUUGAUAUAAACAUGGAAAUGGCUCGUGGAGGAAGAAUUGUGAGUUUAUACAAGAUAUUGUCCAGCGUAGAAUAUAAGAUGAAAGUCCAAAUGAACAUAGACUCUACAAACAAAAAUGAAGUAAAAGACUUGAUAGACAAUAUGAUAGAUAUGUUGAUAUCAUGUAAAGUAUACAAUCUGAACAGAGAUAAAGAGAUAGAAAAUCGCAUGGAAUUAAUUGAACAAAAAAUUGAUGGUAUUGCUUUCAUUUCUGAUGAAGAAAGAAAAAUGAUUCAUAAAGCUAUGUCUGUGAAUUUCCCUGGUGGUAUUAGAGCUCAAGGUCAUUGGUGUAAAUGUCAAAAUGGUCACAUUUAUUGUAUAACAGAAUGUGGAGGACCAAUGGAGGAAUCUGUUUGUCCUGAAUGCAAAGUUAAAAUUGGUGGCCGUAAUCACCGUUAUGUUUCAGGGGUAACUGUGGCAUCGGAGAUGGAUGGUGCAAGAAGUCUUGCGUGGAGUUCUGCUAAUAAUAUAGGCGAUUAUAUAUUUGAUGAUUAAUGAUUUAAUUACAUUUUUAAAAGAAAAAUUUUAUUGAAUUAUUUUUAAAUUAAUGUAUAUUUUUUUAAUUUCUAACAGGGUUUUAUAAUUUUAAUUUUUUAAUAUACUAUAUCUUAU